GUCAAACAUUGUCUUGUCAGUGGCAGUGGGGAAAAAUGUUACCGGCGAUGGAUAAAUUACGAUUUUGUUUUAUAUUUUUGAUCUACGUUUUCAUCCAAUGUAGAAGUGCCGCCGUGGAUACAAUCACCACCGAUAUAAAAAUCAAGAAUGUAGACAGAACGAUUGAUAUCACUUCGCAACUCGUGAAAAUUUCAUCGAAAAUAACGCUCGAGAAUACGGGUUCUUCGCCGGUUAAACAAUUCCUGCUCGCCCUAGAAGGUUCGGCCAAGAAUAAUAUUGCAUUUGUCGGUGCUAAAGAUAAUAAUAAUAAAGAACUUCGUGUUACUGAGACUACAGUAAAAGGUUAUGAUAACGUAAAGUUCUGGCGUGUCGAGCUCAAAGAGGCCAUUAACGCCGGCUCUAGCGCGGUCAUCAACAGCGAAGCUGUGCUCACUAAGGCUCUGUUACCUUAUCCGACCGCUAUCACGCAAGCCGAGGAUCAACUAGUCAAGUAUCACGGUAAUCUGCAUUUCUACUCGCCUUACACCGUCGCGUCACAAAAAACCACCGUUGUGUUGAAUACAAAGAGCGUGGAGUCUUUCACAAAGGUGAAGCCUUUUGUGCAACAGGACGGCAAUAUCAUUUACGGCCCUUACACCAACGUUGCUGCGUUCAGUGAAAAGGAGUUGAGCAUUCAUUAUAAGAACAACUCUCCUUUCUUAACCGUGAGGCGCGUGGAGCGUCUCAUCGAGGUUUCUCACUGGGGCAACAUUGCUGUUGAAGAAGUAGUUGAGGUUGAGCAUACUGGAGCCCUGCUCAAGGGGCCAUUCUCACGCUACGAUUACCAGCAGGACCACCACAGCGGCCCCGCCAGUGUUCGCUCCUACAAGACCCUCCUCCCAGCUUCAGCCUCUGAUGUUUACUACCGUGAUACCAAUGGCAACAUUUCUACCUCCAACAUGAAGGUCAAGAAGGAUUCUGUGGAACUAGAUCUGAGACCGAGAUACCCUCUUUUUGGUGGGUGGAGGAGCCACUACACUUUAGGAUACAAUGUGCCUAGCUAUGAAUACCUGUACCAGUAUGGUAAUGAGUAUUUAUUGAAAAUGAGAGUCAUUGACCACAUUUUUGAUGACAUGCAGGUUGAUGAGGUUGUCACAAAGAUUAUUUUGCCAGAGGGUUCCAACAGCAUUAAAGUGAACAUCCCAUACUCUGUAACUAGAUUACCAGAUAGCCUUCACUACACUUACUUGGACACCAAGGGUCGCCCGGUCGUUACAUUCACGAAGAAGAAUGUUGUUGAGAACCACAUCCAAGAUUUCCAGCUUCGGUACACAUUCCCGCGCCUCCUCAUGUUGCAGGAGCCUCUGCUGGUUGUCGGGUUCCUGUACUUGUUAUUCCUAUGCGUAAUUAUUUAUGUAAGAUUAGAUUUCUCUAUCCAUAAGUCUGAACACCCCCAUAAGGAAUAAUUAAUAUAUAGUUAUUUGUAUAACUAAUUUAUAAUUUCAAUGCAUCUAGUUCACUUGCAUUUUAUGUGAUUGUGUGAAGAAUACAUUUAAAUAAAGAUGUUUUUAUAA
This is a messenger RNA of Leguminivora glycinivorella, 1553 nucleotides long. RefSeq names its product dolichyl-diphosphooligosaccharide--protein glycosyltransferase subunit 1. Lineage: Eukaryota; Metazoa; Arthropoda; Insecta; Lepidoptera; Tortricidae. The coding region runs from base 36 to 1445 and encodes 469 amino acids. The record is from RefSeq and is a predicted model, not a curated record. The transcript has a single exon. Gene Ontology annotation, cellular component: oligosaccharyltransferase complex; membrane.